This is a messenger RNA of Clarias gariepinus (North African catfish), 1858 nucleotides long. It is a transcript of the gene uhmk1, whose product is annotated as U2AF homology motif (UHM) kinase 1. The coding region runs from base 388 to 1662 and encodes 424 amino acids. Gene Ontology annotation, biological process: regulation of protein export from nucleus; positive regulation of translational initiation; peptidyl-serine phosphorylation. Gene Ontology annotation, cellular component: neuronal ribonucleoprotein granule; nucleus. Gene Ontology annotation, molecular function: ribonucleoprotein complex binding; ATP binding; RNA binding. The record is from RefSeq and is a predicted model, not a curated record. NCBI's taxonomy places the organism in Eukaryota, Metazoa, Chordata, Actinopteri, Siluriformes, Clariidae. The transcript is spliced from 8 exons.
UGGCCGCCAAAACAAAGCCCAAAGUGUUUACAUGCUCUGAGCCUAAUUUAACUUAACUUGUUACAAUAAGAACUCGGUUGUUUAGGCUGUAAGGUGUAUAUAUAUAUAUAUAUUUUUUGUGCAGUAUGCCGGGUUUAAUAAUGAACCUGGUUUAUUUAUUUAUUCAUAAAGUGCGACAACGCUAAGUUAGUUUGCUAAAUCUCCAGGAAGCGUUAGCUUAGCCACAGGAGGUGCUAACCGAACCAGAACCAGAACCCUGAGCGCCUAAAGCCUUUCAUGAACCCGCCCUGCUAGUCAUAUCCGUGUCAGAUCCUAGUGCUUUUUUGUUUUUAAUGUUUUUUCCAGUUUCUCAAUGCUAGCUGACUGCAGAUCAGUAAGAGUGCAGAAAUGUCCAGUCCAAAGCAGAACCCGCAGGGACUAAGUGCAGCAGCUGGGAGUGUGGAGAAAGUGGAUCAGGUCAUGCAGCCGGUUCUGUUUGAAAUCUUUGGCGAGAUGUGGAAGGUCCAGGCUCGGUUAGGGCAGGGAGGUUCUGCCUCAGUGUACCGUGUGAGCUCAGCCAGGUCCAGCACUGCUGCUGUCAAAGAGUUUCUACUGGACGCACAGGGUGGAGAUUACGGCUAUCAGAAAGAACGAGUCGUGCUGGAGGACAUCCAGGGCCACAAGAAUAUCGUGACGCUGUAUGGCGUGUUCACCAAUCACAACGUGCUCGGCAUCGCGACCCGCUGCUUGUUGCUGGAGCUCCUGGACGUGAGUGUGUCAGAGCUGCUGGUGAGAAGCAGCAGCCAGGGCCACUCCAUGUGGCUGAUCCAACACUGUGCUCGCGAUGUCCUGGAGGCGCUGUGUUUCCUGCACCGCGAAGGAUACGUGCACGCUGACCUCAAGCCUCGCAACAUUCUCUGGAGCCCCGACGACGAGUGCUUCAAGCUGAUCGACUUCGGGCUGAGCUUUAAAGAGGGCCACCAGGACGUGAAGUACAUCCAGACAGACGGGUACCGAGCCCCUGAAGCUGAGCUGCAGAACUCUCUGGCUCAGAAAGGACUGGAGGCAGACAUGGGCUGUACCACUGCUGUGGAUCUGUGGAGUCUGGGCAUCGUUCUGCUGGAAAUGUUCUCAGGAAUCAAACUUAAAGAAACCGUCAAGUCUCAGGAAUGGAAGGACAACAGUGCUGCAAUAGUGGAUCACAUCUUUUCAAGCAAUUCUGUGGUCUACCCUGCCAUCCCUGUUUACCAUCUGAGAGAUCUUAUCAAAAGCAUGCUUUAUCACAACCCAAACUGCAGAAGCACAGCCGAAGCUGCACUGAUCAGCCCCUUCUUCAGUAUCCCUUUCGCUCCUCACAUUGACGACUUGGUCCUGUUGCCCACGCCCGUGCUCAGACUGCUCAACGUGAUCGACGACAGCCAUUUACACAACGAUGACGAAUAUGAGGAUAUUAUCGAGGACAUGAGAGAAGAAUGUCAGAAAUACGGAUCAGUCUUAUCGCUGUUGAUCCCGAAAGAAAAUCCCGGUAAAGGCCAGGUCUUUGUCGAGUACGCCAAUGCCGGCGACUCCAAAGAAGCCCAGAGGCUGCUGACAGGCCGCACUUUCGACGGAAAAUUCGUGGUGGCCACGUUCUACCCGCUGAGUGCCUAUAAGAGAGGUUAUCUGUAUCAGACCGUGCAGUAAGGGGGCGACACGUCCACUUACAUGUCUACACAAUCUGUUCCCAUAUGAGCAGUUCUUAGUUGUGAAGGUGACCUUUACUAUAUAAGUUACACGCCUCUGAGCUACAUACGCAUACAGUGUGAAUACGUCACCUACCCGCAAAUGUGUCUUCUUCUAUGCUUGUUUAUAGAAUGCAAUAAAGAACUGUGAUGCUUUA